GUCUUUGUUUAUUCACAUGGAUAUAUGCUUGUUAAUUUAAUUUAAUUUUUGUUUGAUCCAAACAGUUGUUCCACUUCUCAAGAUGCCAUCAUAAGGAAGAGUAGAGUAAAUAAAUAGGAUGAUGAAAGAGAGCAUAAACGUUUAGAGAUACAUAUUGAUAGAUAUCACAACCAAACCAGUAAAGAAAAUGGCUGAUGAAAUUGACCAGAGAUGCCUUCUUUCUCACGCAUCAUAACUUGUCCAUGGACUGCAACUUUGUCAUUCCGCUCGGGUGCAGUACGUGCGGCGGAAAAUAUACUAUGAGGGAGCAAGAUAAUGUCCUGAUCUACUGCACAACCUGCGGUGUGGAGUUCCACAACGGUUGUGAUGAGCGUCCGAGAAGGAUAACACAUCCUUAUCACCUCCAACACCCUCUCACUCUUUUCUAUCGAGACCCUGAAACCGGAACCAUAUCCAACAUCAUCCCUGACGCCAACCCUUGCAAGCCCCACAUAAAUGAUCAAGAACCCGACACAUCUGAUCAAGGGAAGUACAAGUUUUUCGAUAUUGUUCCGACCAAAUCUGAUAUCAUAUUCGACAAAUGCACUUGGUGUGGGAAAGAUUUUGAAGGCGUUUGGUUCUAUCGUUGCUUGAUUUGUAGCUUUUGCUUGGAUCUCCCUUGUGCAAAAUCGCUUCCACCUCUUACUAUCACAAACCCAAAAGGUCAUCACCACUCGCUGAUCUUCUUACCUAGGCCAUUACUAGUUCAGUGUGAUGCUUGUGGGUUGGUGAACGGGCCAGAACCAAGUUAUGCUUGUUUCCAGUGCAGCUACAUGGCUCAUCAAAGUUGUAUCGACUUACCACGAGUCAUCAAGAUCACGCGUCACCCACACCGUCUCAAUUAUAUUCCAUACCGUUCGCCUCUGAGUUCCUUAUGCCGGGUUUGCUACAAAAAGGUUGACGUCAAGUAUGGCCAAUAUUCUUGUGACCGCGAAGGUUGUGUAUAUGUAGCACAUUCAAGAUGUGCAACACAUGACACUGUUUGGGAUAAAAAAGAACUCGAAUGGGAACCAGAAGAGUCCGGAGAUGAUGAAAAAGAUAUCGCACCUUUCAAGAACCUUGGUGAUGGUUUCAUAAAGCAUUUUGGUCAUGAUCAUCCUUUGAAGCUAAAGAAACACAAUGGUGUUGUGGACACAGAAAAGCUAUGUGAAGCGUGUGUAUAUCCUAUUGUUGUCUCCGACCAGUUCUAUGACUGCGAGGAAUGCGAUUACUCUCUCCACGAGGUAUGUGCCAGUCUAGUACCUAAAAAGCUGGAUCAUGCAUUGAACAACCAAACCCUUUUCUUAGACCCGUCUCCCCAAAACGAGUACUCAUACAUGACUUGUCACGUUUGUUCCCGAGUAACCACUGGUUUUAGGUACAUACGCCAUAACUAUCCUACGCAAGGCGGUCCAUACUCUUUCAUAGAUGUUCGAUGCGUUUCGGUUCCAGAAUAUUUCACCCAUAAAAGUCAUGGUGACCAUCUCGUUUUCAUAUCAACCAUCAGUAGCAACAAAGAUUGUAAACGUUGCAAGAACACAUGUUCAGGGUCUCAUGUGGAAUGUCCGGAAUGUGAAUUCGCUUUGUGUUAUGCAUGUGCUACUAUUCCACAUGAAUUACACUACAAGUACGACAAGCAUCCACUCACCCUUUGCUACGGCGAAAAAGGCAGCGCUGGUAGUGAUAUAUAUUGGUGCGAGGUGUGUGAAAAACUAUUAGAUACAACGGAAUGGUUCUACACAUGCAACCAAUGUUGCACCACUGUCCACCUUCAAUGCGUAUUCGGAUCCUCUUUUCUUAUGAAGCCUGGUUCCAAGUUCAGUCUCAAUACACGUAGAUCUGCUGAAGUUAUCCGCAACAGUAGUAACAGUCGACAGCUUUGCUAUAGAUGUGGCAACCUUUGCACAGCCUCCAUCUACUACGAAGGCUACGACCGUUUUUACAAGGGGUUGUUGUUUACCUACAAAAACCGCGAUGUUUCAAGAGUUCCUAUUUGCUCUUUGCACUGUCUAACUGUGAAAAAAUGGUAAUGUAUACCUCCUCUGAGGUUGAUGUUACGUUUCUUAGUUUUUCUCAUUUUCCUGUCCAUUUGUAAACUCUCCAAUGAGUCUUGUUUUCCUCAGCAUUGAACGAAUCAUCUGUGGAGAUAAUUUGGCCAAACAACGAUUUGCUUACAAAGUUUCACA
This is a messenger RNA of Brassica oleracea var. oleracea, 2204 nucleotides long. RefSeq lists its product as uncharacterized. Lineage: Eukaryota; Viridiplantae; Streptophyta; Magnoliopsida; Brassicales; Brassicaceae. The record is from RefSeq and is a predicted model, not a curated record. Gene Ontology annotation, molecular function: zinc ion binding.